Molecule: messenger RNA, 1087 nt
Organism: Gossypium arboreum
Lineage: Eukaryota; Viridiplantae; Streptophyta; Magnoliopsida; Malvales; Malvaceae
Product: myb-related protein 308-like
Exons: 2
Coding region: 156-1040 (294 amino acids)
Source: RefSeq, a predicted model, not a curated record
UCCUGGUCCUUAGAGCAUCCCUAUCUCUAUAUUGCUUCCUUGUUUCCCUUCUCUCAUGUCUCUCCAUUGUUUCAAUGCUUGUUAAGUAUUUGAGAAAGAGAGAGUGAGUGAGCUGACUCGUCGAGUUUCUUAUAAACAAAGAGAAAGAGAGAGAGAUGGGAAGGGCUCCUUGUUGUACAAAAGUUGGGUUGCAUAGAGGUCCAUGGACUCCGAGAGAAGACACGUUGCUUGUCAACUACGUUCAAACUCAUGGUGAAGGUCACUGGAGAUCACUUCCAAAGAAAGCUGGGCUACACAGGUGUGGAAAGAGUUGCAGGCUGAGAUGGAUGAACUAUCUAAGACCUGAUAUUAAAAGAGGGAAUAUAUCCACAGAUGAAGACGAUCUCAUCAUCAGAUUACAUUCUCUUCUCGGCAAUCGUUGGUCUCUCAUUUCCGGGAGGCUCCCUGGUCGAACCGAUAACGAGAUUAAAAACUACUGGAACACCUAUCUGAGCAAAAGACUUCUAAGCCAAGGAAUCGACCCCAAUACCCACAAGAAACUACCAAAGCCAGUAGUUCAACAAGUGAGCAAGAGAAAGAACAGCAGAGGCAGCAAUAACAAGCAGAAUCCGAAGAAAGCAAAGACAACACUUGAGCCUGCAGUGAUACCAAAGGGCCAUCUCCCAAAACCCAGUAAGGUGACUUCAAUUUAUUUUCCAAGAAACGACAGCUUCGACCAAUGCAAUACGUUUAGCACAGUGUGUUCGAGCCAAGGAGAAGAAGAGGGUAUGGGUACCCAGGCUAUACAAGGCCCUUGGUCAGAAUAUGUAAGCAAUGGUGAAAACGGGACCGGGUUUCUUUCAGAGUCGGGGUGCCACCCUCGUGUGCCAAGUGAAGAUGAUAAUUCUCUAGAUAAGCUUUACGAAGAGUAUCUGCAGCUUUUGAAGGCAAACGAAGAUCAACUGCAGUUGGAUGCUUUCGCUGAAUCAUUGCUGGAUCUGAUUGGGAAAAAAAUAUGUAUGUAUGUAUGCAUGCAUGCAUAUAUUAAAAUAUCCUGUUAAUGUCUGUACUUUUACAAAAUUUAAGAUUUAAUCAAUUUAAUUAAAAA